Messenger RNA from Malaya genurostris, 528 nucleotides. Its product is annotated as polycomb protein Scm-like. The coding region runs from base 66 to 401 and encodes 111 amino acids. The transcript has 2 exons. NCBI's taxonomy places the organism in Eukaryota, Metazoa, Arthropoda, Insecta, Diptera, Culicidae. Gene Ontology annotation, cellular component: nucleus. The record is from RefSeq and is a predicted model, not a curated record. Gene Ontology annotation, biological process: regulation of DNA-templated transcription.
ACGUGAAUUGACCAAACGUCAAACAAUCUACGUGAAUUUCCAGUGUGAAAAACUCGAUUUUGAAAAUGGCGAACAGUGGCCCUCAAAGUUAUGAAAGUUUCCAUGUGUUCGAUUGGAUCGAGUGCCUGCGUGAGUCCGGAAGUGUGCCCGCUCCUGCCGAAUGCUUCAAACAGGCCGUUGGUCCACCGAAAAACGAGUUCAAAAUCGGUAUGAAGCUAGAGACACUGGACCCAUGUAAUGGGAUCUCAACCUGCAUCGGUAGUGUUGUGGAAGUUCUCGGAUCUCGACUUCGGCUUCAGUUGGAUGGCAGUGACAACACAACGAUUUCUGGAGGCUUGUCGAUUCGAGAUCCCACGACGUUAUUAGUUGCUUUUCAUUUUUUAUUUAAAAUUCCAUGCUGAUUUUCUAAAAUAAAUGUUUUGUUUUGCAUGUCAUUUUGCAUUCUUUAGAUUUAUAUAAAAAUCUGAAAUUUCCCUUUUUUCUUCAACCAAUAUAUGAAAUAGUGUUUCUUUUAUAUCUAAAUUUGAU